AUGUGCAACAAGGACUUGGCAUAUAACCAGUUUAGGAGAGUUUAUCUGAAGCGUUUGAACAUGAUGGGUGGCAUUAAAUGUCCUGUUUGUAGCUUUGUGUACGGUACGAAAUGGGAGUUCAACAGACAUCUUAAAAACAAGCAUGGAAUGAAGCUAGUGGAACACGAUGGGGAGACCAAGUGGGAGUUAACUGCUGAAGUUUCUGAAGAAGCAUCCACUCAGUAUCUCCAUAUCACAGAGGCUGGAGAAGAUGUUCAGGGCACUCAAGCGGCAGUAGCUGCAUUGCAAAACCUUAGAUACACUUCUGAGAAUGGUGAAAGACUUGAUCCAACAGCUGUAAACAUCCUGCAGCAAAUCAUUGAGUUGGGCUCGGAAACCCAUGAUGCCACUGCGGUUGCUUCUGUAGUUACCAUGGCACCUGGCACCGUGACAGUGGUAAAGCAGGUAAAAGAAGAGGAGCAAUCGGCCAAUCACACUUUGAUGAUUCAAGAGACACUGCAGCAGGCUUCAGUGGAGCUGUCUGAACAGCAUCACCUGGUAGUCUCGUCAGAUGAAGUGGAAGGAAUUGAGACGGUGACUGUCUAUACGCAGGGUGGAGAGGCUUCAGAAUUCAUCGUUUAUGUUCAGGAAGCUAUGCAGCCUGUAGAAGAACAAACUGUGGAGCAAUCGGUACAGGAGCUCUAG
This is a messenger RNA of Eurypyga helias (sunbittern), 684 nucleotides long. RefSeq names its product zinc finger protein ZFAT-like. The coding region runs from base 1 to 684 and encodes 227 amino acids. The transcript has 5 exons. The record is from RefSeq and is a predicted model, not a curated record. Lineage: Eukaryota; Metazoa; Chordata; Aves; Eurypygiformes; Eurypygidae.